AUGUUAUUAGUUUGGGCGGUUAUUGCCCCCCUAGCGGUCGCCCUCCUAACAUUCAUAAGGUUGCCCCUUGGUCGAUGUAACCGUGAGAAGCCUCCCUGCAAGUACUUUCACCCGCCCCAGCACCUCAAGGACCAGCUACUUAUCAACGGGCGGAAUCACUUAGCACUUAAGAACGCCUUAAUGCAACAGAUGGGUCUGACGCCUGGCCAGGUGCUUCCUGGCCAGGUCCCAACCGUGGUGGGCGGCGUGAGCGGAGCCGGCGCGGCCGCGACCCACCUCGCCGCGCUCGACCCGCUCAGCCUGGCUCUGCUGGCCCCGCAGGCCACGUCGCCAUACCUGUCAGGCGUGCCAGGAGUUGGUUCGACGUAUGCGCAGUAUUACACACCGCAGCUGGUUCCGGCCAUGCUGGGUCAUGACCCUUCUGCAGCCGGCUCCCCACUUGGCGUCAUGCAGCAACCUGUGCUGCAGCAGAAGCUUCCCCGCACUGAUCGUCUCGAGGUCUGCCGAGAGUUCCAGCGGGGCGCGUGCAAGCGCGCAGAGUCCGAGUGUCGCUUCGCGCACCCGCCGCCGCCAGUGGCCGCGCACGAAGACGGCUGUGUCACGGUGUGCAUGGACGCCGUCAAGGGCCGCUGCACGGCUGGCGGAGCGCAGCAAGCGGCAGGGAGCGCAACUUCGGAGGCGGGAAAGAAGCGGCCGGCGCCCGCCGAGCUCGAGCCGCCCCCGAUGGAUAUGAAGAGCGUCGGAUCCUUCUACUAUGACAACUUUGCCUUCCCCGGCGUGGUAUCGUACAAGCGGCCAGCCGCAGACAAAGCAGGCGUGCCGGUGUACCAGCCGCCGACGACCUAUCAGCAACUGAUGCAGCUGCAACAGCCGUUCGUGCCCGUGUCAUGUGAGUACCCCGCGCCCGCGACUUCCGCCCCGCCGGCUGCGGCUUCAGCGCCGCCCGUUCCCGCGCAGGCCACGCCGCAACCCGCGCCACAGCCCCCGCAGCCCGCCCCGCCGCCCCAACCUGCCAUGCCGCCGCAACCUGCGCCUUCUCCGCCCGGCUCGCUUACCGACUCAGCCACGCCGGACCCCGCGGCCGUCGCUAAAGAAGUAGCACAGAAGAACUAUGCCGCUGCCUUAGCCUUAGCCGCGCAGCACUCGGCGAUGGCCCACGCGGCAGCUGCUGCGUACACACAGCAAGCGUACAAGGCUCGAGCAGCCAUGCCCGGAUUGAUGCGCGCCCCGCUGAUGAUGCGGCCCGGCUGGCCGGCGCCACAGAUGCCCAUGCAGUUCUACCAGCAGCCAUACAUGUAUGCGAUGCCCCCGCCGGCUCCAACGACUCAGACGGCGGCCGCGGCGGCGGCGGCGGCGGCUGCCGCUGUGAACCCUUACAAAAAGAUGAAGACGACAUAA
Pieris macdunnoughi is the source of this 1398-nucleotide messenger RNA. The record is from the annotation of a GenBank genome assembly. Lineage: Eukaryota; Metazoa; Arthropoda; Insecta; Lepidoptera; Pieridae.